CUUACACUUAUUUAUAGCAUUAACUAACAAUUUCACCGUCAACUUGUCCUCUGUCUUCGUUCUUUGCAAAGUAUAAACCAGGACUGAAUAUCUCUUCUUCUUUUUUUCCUCUUGAUUUGUGAACAAAUUGGGGAGAAUUUUGCAACAGAAGAGGUAGAGAGAGAAAAUUGUUAUUGGGUAUUGAAUUGAUGUUGGUAAGGUGAUUGGAAACAAUGGAGAGGGGGUAUGCGGGGAGUUAUCUGUACGAGGAUGGAGUGGUGAUGACCAGAGACUCAAAGCCAAGGCUCCGAUGGACUGCUGAUCUUCAUGAGCGAUUCGUGGAUGCUGUAACCAAACUUGGUGGCCCUGAUAAAGCAACUCCAAAGUCCAUGUUGAGGUUGAUGGGCUUGAAGGGGUUGACAUUGUACCAUUUAAAGAGUCAUUUACAGAAAUAUAGGAUGGGACAGCAGGCUCGGAAACAGAAUGGUGGAGAACGAAACAACGAGAGUGGUGGGGGCUUAUAUGUUCAGUUCAGCAAUCAAUCCUCUGGGACUAGUACCAGUUCAUCAAGAGUGGAUAGCAGAGAAGGAGAUAUUCCAAUUGCUGAAGCUCAGAAGUUCCAGAUUGAAGUGCAAAACAGUUUACAAGAACAGCUUGAGGUGCAGAAGAAACUACAAAUGAGAAUAGAAGCCCAGGGGAAGUACUUACAAACUAUGCUGGAGAAAGCCCAGAAUUGUUUCUCACUAGAUGUGAGUUCCAAUAUGAAUCUAGAAGCAGCAAAAUCUCAAUUGACGGACAUCAAUUUGGCUAUAUCGGGUCUUAUGGAGAAUAUGAAUGCAGAAUCCUUGAACGGAUCAAGGACCGCAGCUGCAAGGAACAGUCACUAUAACAAGGCAAAUAGUUCGACUUUUCAGUUUCACGGAGAAAGAGAAAGAGAAGAAGCCAUAAACGUCAAGGUCGAAGAAGGUUUGAUGCAUUUUGACCUGAAUACCAGUAAUAGCUAUGACUAUGUUGCUGCAAAUGGAUCUGAAUUGGAACUCACCAUGCUUUCACAUUGAAAAUAAAAUACCACCAUUUGGAAUAUUCAUUA
Messenger RNA from Tripterygium wilfordii, 1069 nucleotides. RefSeq names its product myb family transcription factor PHL11-like. NCBI's taxonomy places the organism in Eukaryota, Viridiplantae, Streptophyta, Magnoliopsida, Celastrales, Celastraceae. Gene Ontology annotation, molecular function: DNA-binding transcription factor activity; DNA binding. The transcript is spliced from 6 exons. The record is from RefSeq and is a predicted model, not a curated record. Bases 213 to 1037 code for a protein of 274 amino acids.